GUCGUAUGGGUCCCUGUGAUUUCUGAUGGCGUCCUGGUGUUUGGUAUACAGUAGGUUGGGCUUUGAUUUCAUCUUGUGGCAUAGAAAUCUCCCGCCUCCACAGGUAAUACAAGGUACUGAAUUUAAGUUCGCCCAGGUCACGGUACAGCAUCUCACAGCAACCAACAAGCGAUUUGUUUUUAAAGGUGAUCAGUAAAUGGUUCCAGGUGAUAGGCUGCUGCUUUUUAUUGAGUAAUCCUACUGCUCCCCAGCACUAUUUCUUUAAAAAGGGAACGAGAGAGACUCUCACUAGAGGAAGUUAUAGAGCACUGACAGCAGCCAUAGCUGCACACGCCUGCCACUGUGAAUAAGCGGCCCAGAAUUGAACCUGACCGCCACCACCUACAAACGAGUCCCAAUUACAAAGUGAUCUACUUCCUUUAAAAUCACAUAAAUGAAGGGGCGGAGGCAUGUUGUGCUUAUCACGUGACACUGAAGUUGUGUGACUCCGGCUGUUCGGAGAGAAGUGGCGGCAGUGUAUUCGUGACUGGCGGGGUGAUAUGGCUCUGCGGCGAGUCACAGGGAUUCUUUCCCUGUCUUUCUGUCUAUGGCUGUCUCUCGGUGUGGCCUCCCACUUGCGCGGGAAGCUGCUGGGUGCUGAGACGCAAUGGACUGUAGCCGAGGACUCGCCCUACGGUUCUCUAUGGCCGCUGCCUCGGACAGUGAUUCUCUCAGCCGACACCUUCCGCAUCCCGCCGUCCGCCUUCAGCAUUGUGCAUGGCUCGGGCUCCAGUGUGGGCACUUCCUGUGUGAUGCUGCAGGAUGCCUUCCGCAGGUAUUACGAUUACAUGUUUGGCUAUUCCAAGUGGAAACAUGUAUUUGAAAAGCCCACGGAUGCUGGCCAGUUGCUGCAGCUUCAAGUUAUAAUUCUUUCUCAGGACCAUGAAUGUCAUCAUUAUCCCAGUGUUAAAUCGGAUGAAUCAUAUGAACUAAGUGUUGGAGAGAAUGUAGCUAUCCUGAAAGCAAAGCAAGUUUGGGGCGCUCUCAGAGGGCUGGAGACUUUUAGUCAACUCAUCUAUGAAGACAGUUAUGGAGCUUUUAUGAUCAACAAGACUCAUAUAGAGGAUUCCCCAAGGUUUGCACACCGAGGAGUUCUACUGGACACUUCCAGACACUACCUACCACUGAAGACCAUUUUCCUGAACUUAGAUGCAAUGGCCUUUAACAAGUUUAAUGUGUUUCACUGGCAUAUUGUUGACGAUCCAUCUUUCCCAUACCAAAGUAUUACUUUUCCUAAUCUAAGUGACAAGGGUUCUUAUCACCCAUACACACACGUUUACACCCCCAUUGAUGUCCGGUUGGUGAUUGAAUAUGCUAGAAUGAGAGGAAUUCGUGUUGUACCAGAGUUUGAUUCACCAGGACAUACAGAUUCAUGGGGUAAAGGGCAACAAAAUCUUCUAACUCCUUGCUUCAACAAAGGACAGCUGAGCGGUACAUACGGCCCUGUAAAUCCCAUCAUAAAUGAUACCUACAGUUUCAUGUACAAAUUCUUUCAAGAAGUCAGCAAAGUUUUUCCUGAUCAAUACAUCCAUUUAGGCGGAGAUGAAGUAGACUUUUCUUGCUGGAAAUCAAAUCCUGAUGUUGCCAAAUUUAUGACUGACCGCGGCUUUGGCACAGAUUACUGCAAGCUAGAAUCCUAUUACAUCCAGCAAAUUUUGGGCAUAGUCUCAUCUCUUAAGAAGGGCUACAUGGUCUGGCAGGAGGUCUUUGAUAACAACGUUAAGAUUAAUCCAGACACCAUAGUGGAAGUGUGGAAGGAGGAGAACUGUUAUGAAGCACUAUACAAAGUGACAGCUGCAGGGUUCCCAGCUAUCAUGGCUGCCCCUUGGUACCUAGAUUACAUUAGCGUUGGCCAAGACUGGCAGAAAUACUACAAAGUUGAGCCACUAAAUUUCAAUGGAACUGCCCAACAGAAGCAGCUUGUAAUUGGAGGUGAAGCCUGUUUGUGGGGUGAAUUUGUGGAUGCCACUAAUCUUACUCCCAGACUAUGGCCUCGAGCAAGUGCUGUAGCUGAAAGACUAUGGAGCAGCCAGAGUGUGACAUCAGUGGGAGAUGCUUACAAUCGACUUGUGAAACAUCGCUGCCGCAUGCUCAGGCGUGGAAUAGCAGCUGAGCCUUUAUAUGUGGGAUACUGUGACCAUGAGCUGGAUGUCUAGAAUGGUCACAUGACAAUCUUUACACCAAUCAGCAAGGGAACAGCUUUGGGAUGUAGCGAGCCAAACAAUGCACUGAAUUAUUUUCCUGAUCAUAUUGUAAAGUGGGUGUAUCCAAACGGCAGUUUUUUUUGUGCUGGCACGGCCUCUGCCAGCAUCCAAAACCAGCUCAUGGGCCACAUGUUUGGCACCCCUGUGCAACUGUUUUUUUUUUUUUUUAUAAAUCAUGAUCUACAUAUAGAGAGAUGUUUACAUAAUAAAAUUCUUGAUUUAAAAGGCA
Molecule: messenger RNA, 2472 nt
Organism: Xenopus laevis (African clawed frog)
Lineage: Eukaryota; Metazoa; Chordata; Amphibia; Anura; Pipidae
Gene: hexb.S
Product: beta-hexosaminidase subunit beta
Exons: 14
Coding region: 540-2195 (551 amino acids)
Source: RefSeq, a predicted model, not a curated record